AUGUCCGACGGUCGCCUCCCGCACCACGCAUUAUUUGCAUUGGCCCUGCAGACUGAAGAAAGCAAAGUGGAGGCCAGUAGAUUUGCCGCGAACCGGCUACUGUUAUUCAGGCGUUUUGAAGCUAGUGGAUCAAAUAUAUUCACACACAAGCACGCAAAAAUGGUGGUCGAGUUAGAUGAGGCUGCAUUCCGCAAGCUUGAGUACUACUCGCUUGUGUCCAAAGUGUGCACAGAGCUUACCAAUCAUCUCGGCUUAGAUGACAAAACUUUAGCUGAGUUCGUCAUUCACUUGGCAAAGAAAAACCCAACCUUUGACAAAUUCAAAGCGGCGCUAACCAAGAAAGGUGCCGAUUUCACAGAUGCGUUAACUGCCAGUAUUCUACGUCUGGUUGGAAAGAUGUUCCCAAAAACUCCGAAACCUAAGAAAGGAGAACAGUCUGAUUCCACUCCACCGGAACCCUCGGAAAAUGAGGUCAAAGAUGAGAAAAAAGAGCUGCGAAGGAAAUUAUUUCCGGUUCUUUGUCUGCCAGAUGAGGACGAGUAA
Molecule: messenger RNA, 543 nt
Organism: Echinostoma caproni
Lineage: Eukaryota; Metazoa; Platyhelminthes; Trematoda; Plagiorchiida; Echinostomatidae
Source: the annotation of a GenBank genome assembly